AUGUUGGAAGGCAUAUCAACCAAAUCUCUCAUCGCGGCAUUGAUCGUGAUUUUUACUUUAGUCAAGGUUACUCAAUUGAUUCAAAGAGAGCUUAAGAUUAAAUCACUUGGUGGUCAUGCGAGAAGAGUUAAAACAUGGAUCCCAUUUGAUCUCGACCUCAUCGCACGCUCAGUCAACCAUAGUUUGCAUGACAGAAAUCUCCAAGCAUGGCUAGCCUUCUUCAAGGGUCAAAACGAUUUCCGCUAUACAGUCGAGGCAAACCCAGGAGGACAACGCACUAUAUUUACUGCAGAGCCGGAAAAUAUUAAAGCUAUACUUGCGACUCAGUUCACAGAUUAUGGGAAAGGGAAACCGUUUCAUAAGGAUUGGAAAGAUUUCCUUGGCGAUAGUAUCUUUACGACUGAUCUUGAUCAAUGGCAUGAUUCUCGUCAAUUAAUACGCCCACAAUUCAUAAAGGAUCGAGUUAGUGAUUUGGAUACUUUCGAGAGACAUGUGCAGAUCUUAAUCAAUAAGAUUAAAGUAGAAGGUAGAAAACGGGAUGGCACUCAGGGCCAAGAGAUUGAUGUUAGUGAUUUGUUCUUCAGGUACACUCUGGAUGCUGCCACGGAUUUCUUGUUGGGGCGUAGUGUGGAAAGUUUAGAGAAACCAGGUGAAUUCGCAGACGCUUUCGCAGAAGUUCAGAGGGUACAAAGUAUCAUUGCUAGAGCUGGCCCAUUGAACAAACUAGUUCCAAGAAAAACAUUCUACAAGGGCCUUAAGGUUAUUAACGAAUUUGUCACCCCCUUCAUUGAAGAUACGCUUCGACUUUCUCCCGAGGAGUUAGCGACUAAAACGAAAACCGAGGAAGGUUAUACAUUUUUGCAUGCACUAGCAUCCUAUACUCGCGAUAGAAAUGUGCUUCGAGAUCAGCUCGUGGCAGUCUUACUCGCCGGUCGCGAUACAACAGCUUCCACACUCUCAUGGACUUUCUAUGAACUAGCUCGUCAUCCUGAAGUCUUCAAGAAACUGCGCGAGGAAGUUGUUUCGAAAGUUGGUCUAGAGGAAGCUCCGACUUAUCAACAUUUGAAAGAUAUGAAAUAUCUUCAGAAUAUCAUGCACGAAACCCUUCGUCUUUACCCCGUCGUCCCCUUUAACGUCCGUCUCGCCCUAAAAGAUACUACCUUACCCCUUGGCGGCGGUCCUGAUGGUCUCUCUCCCAUGGGAAUCCUCAAAGAUACCCCAAUCGGCUAUUCCACACUCAUCAUGCAACGCCGCUCAGAUCUCACUCCAGACGUCAUGUCUUUCAAUCCCGACCGCUGGCUAACAUGGCAACCCAAACCUUGGCAAUACAUUCCUUUCAACGGUGGCCCUCGCAUCUGUAUUGGCCAACAAUUUGCCCUAACGGAAAUGGGUUACACGAUUGUAAGAAUUCUACAGAAUUUUGAUGGGCUAGAGGGUUUUAUGCAGAAGAUUGAUGGGGGAGACCCGAGGCUGAGAGCGGAUAUUGUGUUGCAGCCUGGGCAGGGGGUACACGUGGGAUUCUUGAACGGGCAAAAUGGAUCUGCGAAGGCGGAGAAGUAG
Sclerotinia borealis F-4128 is the source of this 1560-nucleotide messenger RNA. The record is from the annotation of a GenBank genome assembly. Lineage: Eukaryota; Fungi; Ascomycota; Leotiomycetes; Helotiales; Sclerotiniaceae.